AUGUCAACCAUUAACUCAUCCAGGCUAUGGAGAUUUUGCAAGGUUCUAACUUUAACUGAGAACAUGAGGUUGAUGAACAACUCAACCUCCCGAGACAAUGCAGUAAUUAAAGAUUUUGCAAAGUGGGUUUUAGAUGUUGGUGAUGGUAAUUUGGGUGAUUAUAAUGAUGGUGAGUCUGAUAUUAAAAUUCCUAAUGAUUUUUUAAUCCAUCAAUCUUCCAACCCUAUUGCAGAUAUUGUCCAUUUUAUGUACCCCGACAUUCUUCAAAAUGUUGGUUGUAACAAAUACUACUGUGACAAGGCAAUACUUGCUCCAACUCUGGAUGCUGUUGAUUCAAUUAACCAAUAUGCAUUGUCACUAUUUCCUGGGGAUGAAACAACUUACCUUAGCUCUGAUUCAGUCUGGAGGGUGAAUGAUGAUAUUGGUAUUGAAGCUGAUUGGUUAACAACAGAGUUUUUAAAUGGUAUUAGAUGUUCUGGAAUUCCUGAUCACAAAUUAGUUCUUAAAAAAGGUGCACCUGUUAUGCUCAUGCGAAAUCUUGACAUUUCUACUGGUAUGUGCAAUGGUACGAGACUUAUUGUUGACUAUCUUGGACCAAAUGUGAUUGGUGCAAUUGUUCUUUCUGGCACACACAAUGGAAAGAUUGUUUACAUUUCUAGGAUGAAUUUGAUGCCAUCUGAUGAAAGCAUGCCAAUUAAGUUUCAGAGAAGACAAUUUCCUUUGAUUGUAUCUUUUGCGAUGACUAUAAACAAAAGUCAAGGACAAUCAUUAGCUCAAGUCGGUGUCUAUCUACCAAAGUCAGUUUUCUCUCAUGGCCAAUUGUAUGUUGCUAUUUCCAGAGUUCAAAGUCGGUCUGGACUCAAGAUAUUAAUAUGUAAUGAAGACACUAAUGACCAAGAUGCUACAAAGAACAUUGUCUUCAGGGAAGUUUUCCAAAAGAUUUACUUGAAUUAG
Molecule: messenger RNA, 954 nt
Organism: Lotus japonicus
Lineage: Eukaryota; Viridiplantae; Streptophyta; Magnoliopsida; Fabales; Fabaceae
Exons: 1
Coding region: 1-954 (317 amino acids)
Biological process (GO): DNA repair; telomere maintenance
Molecular function (GO): DNA helicase activity
Source: RefSeq, a predicted model, not a curated record